AUGCUAACUUCACUAUCUUGGAUAUGCUGGAUAUUCCCAAAAUCAAUCCUGGCCCAACAGCUGGGUUCAGGUCUUUACGGGCUUGGAAUUGGGGCAUUUGGGCUCGAUUGGUCCACUAUCUCCUCCUACCUUGGAAGCCCACUAGCAAGCCCAUGGUUUGCCACUGCUAAUGUCGCUGCAGGAUUUGUGUUUGUCAUGUACAUUUUGACUCCCCUAUGCUAUUGGCUUAAUGUCUAUAAGGCCAAAACCUUCCCUAUCUUCUCCGAUGACCUCUUCACAACAACAGGUCAAAAGUACAAUAUUUCAGCCAUUAUUGAUUCUCAUUUCCACCUUGACCUUGCCGCCUACAACCGUGAAGGACCUCUUUACCUUAGCACAUUUUUUGCUGUGACCUACGGAGUUGGUUUUGCUGCCCUUACUGCUACAAUUGUACAUGUUGCGCUCUUUCAUGGAAGGGAAAUAUGGGAGCAAAGCAAGGCAAGUUUUCAGGAGAAAAAGAUGGACAUACACACAAGACUCAUGAGCAAGUAUAGUCAAGUUCCUGAGUGGUGGUUUGUGUGCAUCCUUUUGGUUAAUAUUGCACUCACCAUCUUUGCUUGCGAGUAUUACAAAGAACAGCUUCAGUUGCCAUGGUGGGGUGUUCUGCUAGCUUGCGGAAUUGCCAUUAUUUUCACUCUUCCAAUUGGGAUCAUUACUGCCAUCACUAAUCAGUCACCAGGAUUGAACAUCAUCACCGAGUAUAUAAUUGGGUACAUCUACCCUGGAUAUCCGGUUGCUAACAUGUGCUUUAAGGUUUAUGGGUACAUAAGUAUGACACAGGCUAUAACUUUCCUACAAGACUUCAAACUUGGUCACUACAUGAAAAUUCCUCCCAGGACAAUGUUCAUGGCACAGGUUGUGGGAACCAUCAUAGCCUGCAUUACCUACUUGGGCACAGCGUGGUGGCUAAUGGAAACAAUUCCUGACAUUUGCGACUCGACAGCUUCCGAUAGCGUAUGGACAUGUCCGAGCGACCAUGUGUUCUAUGAUGCAUCUGUGAUCUGGGGUUUGAUCGGUCCGCGAAGAAUCUUCGGAGACUUAGGCACAUAUGAAGCUGUGAAUUGGUUCUUCCUAGGUGGAGCAAUUGCACCUAUUCUUGUAUGGUUAGCUGCUAAGGCAUUCCCACAACAAGAGUGGAUUAGGCUCAUUAACAUGCCGGUAUUAAUAGGUGCCACAGGAAUGAUGCCACCAGCCACUGCAGUCAACUACACAACUUGGAUCCUCGUUGGUUUCUUAUCAGGCUUUGUUGUGUAUAGGUACAGGCCAGACUUGUGGCAAAGAUACAAUUAUGUUCUUUCUGGGUCAUUAGAUGCUGGUCUUGCCUUCAUGGGGGUGCUAUUAUAUUUUUGCUUGGGGUUGGAGAAUAUUAGUGUUGAUUGGUGGGGAAAUGACCUUGAUGGAUGUCCCUUGGCUGCCUGCCCUACAGCUAAAGGAGUUCAUGUUGAAGGCUGCCCGGUUAUCAACUAG
Molecule: messenger RNA, 1506 nt
Organism: Dovyalis caffra
Lineage: Eukaryota; Viridiplantae; Streptophyta; Magnoliopsida; Malpighiales; Salicaceae
Source: the annotation of a GenBank genome assembly